GUGAAGAGAUGAGAGCAAAUAUAAACGCCUUCAAUCCGCCUGAGCGCACAGACUCGGGAGGAGGAGGAAGCUGCAACAUGUCAGACUCGCGGCUGACUGUAAAACCGACUCGUUUAUUUAGAGAUUAGCAACAUUUCUUUAAGAAAACAUAAAUCAGGACAUGUGUGCAGGAGCACAGUUCAGUGCGCCAAACGCAGGAUGAGAAGGAUGGAGACUUUUGGCUCCAGACCCGCACGCCAUCAGUCCGGAAGUUAACCAGGCAGAAGAGGGAAAACCUGGGAAGUUUUUGUGUUUGUUUUUUCUUAGAGUGACUAUUUUCCUCCUCUGCUCAGUCAUGCAGAGCAACAGCACCUCCUCCGGACCUCUCACCGGGCUGAGUGCGUGCGGAGGAGAGGAGGAGGAAAUAUCCGAGCUAGUCAGCCCGACAGGAGUCGGCUCCACUCUGCCAGCUUUUAAUCUUUCACUCAACUGCUGGCUGCAGAUCCUCUCCAAAGACUCAUCUCUGGAUCUGAAUGGAGACAGCUCCAACCUGCCAGUGAGAGUCCUCAUUGCCCUGGUCUACCUGGUGGUGUGUGUCCUGGGGCUUGUGGGUAACCUCCUGGCCCUCUUCCUGCUCCACUCCCGUCGUCGUGGACACCACCAUUCUGCCAUUGACUGCUUCGUCAUGAGCUUGACCAUCACAGACCUCCAGUUUGUCCUCACCCUGCCCUUCUGGGCUGUGGACACGGUGCUGGACUUCCGCUGGCCUUUCGGUCGUGUCAUGUGUAAGAUCGUUAGCUCGGUCACCACCAUGAACAUGUAUGCCAGCGUUUUCUUCCUCACCGCCAUGAGUGUGACUCGUUACCACUCGCUGAUUACGUCCCUGAAAAUGGGGAGCCCCAGGGUGGCCACUGCUCGGGCCAAGUGGGCCAGUUCAGCCAUUUGGGUGGUGUCACUGGUGGCCACGCUGCCUCAUGCUUUCUACUCCACCACCGUGCAGGUGUCUGCAGAUGAUGAACUGUGCUUAGUUCGGUUUUCAGACUCUGACUCGGGUCACUGGGAUCCCCAAGUCCUCCUGGGGCUCUACCAAACACAGAAGGUCCUGCUGGGGUUCGUAGUUCCCUUGAUAAUCAUUUCUGUCUGCUACCUCCUCCUGCUGAGGUUUAUCUUGAGUCGGCGCGUCGUUGGCAGCACGGUGGGUAGCGGCACCGAGAAGUCAGAGCACGAGAAAGGACGCCACCGCUCCCGCUCCAAGGUCACCCGCUCGGUCACCAUCGUGGUUCUAUCCUUCUUCAUCUGCUGGCUGCCAAACCAGGCCCUCACCCUGUGGGGGGUGCUGAUCAAGUUCGACUUGGUGCCCUUUAGCAAGGCCUUCUAUAACGCCCAGGCCUACGCCUUCCCCCUGACUGUGUGUCUGGCCCACGCUAACAGCUGUCUCAACCCGGUGCUCUACUGCCUGAUCCGUAGAGAGUACCGAGCCGGACUGAAGGAGCUUCUCCUAAGAGUUUCUCACGCCGUCCACAAUGUUUUCUCGUUGGCGCUGAGAGGGAGGAGAGUGGAGGAAGCUCCGCCCAGCUCCGCCAUAACACACAAAGACAUCAACAUGUGACUGGUUUCCCUGAAGUUGGACCUCUUUAGACAGGCUGUUCUCAUCAAUCUUUUAGGGCAGCAAAUAUAUAUUUAAAACAUACUGGUGAGGUAUAGAGGCUCAGAAGGUACUUUUUGUUUUGGGUCUUUUGGAGCAGCUGGCAUUGUUCCCAGCUUGUUUUAAACUGGUCUCAUGAAAUCGUUACUGGCAUUUCUUUUUUACUUUUAAAAUUUGUAGUUUUUUCACCAAUGAGAAGCAAGACCUGCCUUUAUUAUGAUUUAAUUAGCAAAUCAGAAUUAAUGGAGCCAACCUGGAUCUCAACAGAAGUCAUUUUCAUGACAUUUUUAUUCAUUUUACCGUAUUUUUCAUCUUUUAAUUAAUUGAAACGGUUGAGAGGAGAUACACAGAGUUUUUAUUAUACUGCGGUUAUCUCCACAUUUAACAUGUGAGGCUUCCAUGUGGGAUUCUGAGAUCUACGAUGGAGCUCCUUUGACUUUUUGAGAGCAAAGCGACCUCCACAGAGGAUUGGGGUUUCUCCAGAGGACUUCACAGAUAUGAAUAAGUCAUCUUCCUAGAAUUGAUGAGCCAGAUUGAAUGAUUGGGAAAGGAAAAAAAGAAAACCAACCAUACCACGUGCACUCUUCAUCUGUAUUAUUAUAAUAGCUUAUAACCUUUGUGGCAUAAAAUGAUCAGAACGUAAUAACGCUAAUAACCGUAGGUAAUGAGCUACUAUAUUCUAAUGACUGUGACACUAAUAAAGAAAACACAAAUGUUUGUACAACACAAAGCAAAGUUAAAUCCAUCACACUGGUGGUUUUUAAGUUGUUGAUCAACACAUUUGAAUCUUUCCCAAUUAAUUUCCCUCCACUUUAAGAACCAACACAGAUGGUAGCAGAGCAAUCGUUAUUUAAUCACAGAGCUUCAGUUUGAUCCAAAGCCUUUAAAUUAGCUUCAGGUCCCUUUUAAUACAAAAAAAUGAAAUGGUUGUAUCUCUUUGUUGUGGUUCAGAGAAAGCCAAAGACAGAUUGUUUUGUCACGUCACAACAAAUCAGCUAGAGGUCAUCUGGGUGCAAACUACCUCUAGAUUCAUUAAAAGUUCAGUUUCUUCCUUUGAGGCUGGGUUGUGUGAAGCAUUCACGAGCAGUCAGAGGGAAACCAGCUCAUAUCAGCACCUGUCAGGAUGUCACACUAACAUCUGCUCAGAUCUGGACCAACUCAAGAGUGAAUUUCCACCAAAUCAAUGCACAAAUUUAUUCAUUUAACCUCUAUUUAACCAGAUGAGUCGAUUGAGAACUCAGUCUCAUUUACGACGAUCUGGCCAAGAGGCAGCAGCAACAGACACAGUUAGCUUUGCAUCAAAGAAAAACAGGUAAGAUAAAAGCAAAAAAGAUAAAAAUAAGAUUAAGCAGACAUAAAGACAAAGGACUGUUCUCAUAUAUAAUAUGUACAAGCUAUCAAAACAGACUUAAAACCGCCUUUAAGUACUCAGAAGCACAUUGAUCAGAAACUAUUGAUUGCAAUGAAUUAUUGAAGGUAGAUAAUAAAAUGUAGGUAGUGAGCUUCAGUGAUUUUUGCAGCUCAUCCCAGUUGUUGGAAGCAAACUGGAAUGAGGUGCGGUGCGGCCAAAGGAGGUGCGAGCUUUGGGAAUAACCAUAGAGAUUAAGUUACUGGGACGCAAAUUGUGCUGGUUGUUGGAAGUGAUGAGUAAUGAGUGAAGAUAUGACGGUAUUCUACUGAUGACUGUUUUGUAUUUGAACUGAUACCAGUGUAACAACCUGUGGGAAUGGAGUGAUGGACAGUUAACGAGUGAGUACAGAUCACAAUGAGGAGCAGUGAAAGGGGCACCAGUGACAAAACGGAUUGCUGAGUGAUAAAUGAGUUUAUGAAGAAGUUUUUUGGAAGCAGUCCUAAAAAUGAUGUCACGGUAAUCUAAGAUGGGAAGGGUUGUCAAUUUGACCAAGGUUUGCUUUGCAGAAUGAGCAUAGAAAUGUUGUAUAGAAACCCAAUUCUUGACUUGACUUUAGAAAGUAAUGAAUUCAUGUGAAUGUCAAAAGAAAGUGUGCUGACAAGCCAGAUACCCAAAAACUUAUGAGAACUAACAAGUUUUAGUUCUGUACCAUCCAGGGAAACAACACUAGGGUGGAAAGCGGAUUGCGGUAAGUUACGGUUGAAGAUCAUGAAAUUUGUUUAGCUUGUAUUUAAAUGAAGAUGAAGGCUGGAGAAGGCAUGUUGAAGACAAUUAAAUUUGAACUGCAAGGAGGACAAAGCUGCAUUCAAGGAAGAACUGUGUGGAUACAAAAUGGUGUCUGCAUAUAAACAUGGGAACUGUCAACAACAUGAACAAUGUUAUUAAUAUUGAUUUUGAAUAAGGUUGGGCCCAGUAUCAACACUUGAGGAACGCCCAUAGAUAGAGGUAGAGGAGCACACUGGUAACCCUCUGUUCUCACUGUUUGUGUACAGCCUAAGGUAUAACUCCUAAACCAUGCCACUGAUGCCUGAGAAAGUUCUAGAUGUUUGUGCCUGCUAAGUAAAGCUUGGUUUAUGCUUGACGCAUUCGCUUCCCGCUUGGUGUUGCGGCUCGCGGAUGGAACGCGCUUCACAACUCGCAGCGUUUAUGGUUCGUGCGGCUCGUCUCUGCGGUGAGCCAGUAUUCUCCCAAACUGUAGGGGGCAGCAUGGAGCUCUACGGCAUGCACCCAAGACUACACCAUAGUAGAAGUAAAAACUGUUGUUUACAACACGGCAUUCCAACAUUUUUAACAGCGUCCUCGUCUUUUCCGACAGUGCGAGCUAUUCCUCUCCAAGAAUUAUUAACAACAUGUUGAUCACGGUGAUCUUUGAGAGCUGAAUCAUACAAAUGUCUGUAUUUACGAACUUCUGCCAUACUAGUUCUUGCCAGUCCACCAUGUUUUUCCGCGUCCGACCGUCCGCGUGGUUAGAAAAUUUCCUAGGUGCGCGUUGCGGAAAUUUUGGGCCGUGCGGAGGCGUGGUGGAGGGGCGUGGUUGUUCAGAUGACGCAAAAUGAUGCAACUUUUCCACGCGGAGCCGUGCGGACCUCGUGGACGCGUCAAGCAUAAACCAACCUUAAGAUGUUAUGACCCACAGAGUCAAAGGCAUUAGCCAAGUCAGCAAACACAGCCACACAAUAUUCCUUAUUGUUAGUGGUUAUUAUAGGUCAUUCACUAAAAUUUCCUACUACUGAGCUCAAAAUAAAUUGUUCUGUCUCUCAAUAAUGAUUUUUUCCCUCUGUAAUCAGUGUCAUAAAAAGCAGCAAUCCCUCAUUUUUACUGCCCUGGUAAUUUGCUUUGGCAUCAGAUCAUUAGGAAUAAUAACUGGUUGCUAAUUUACUGCAGGACAUGCAUUACUCAGUAGUUUCUAUGCAUGUGAUGCUAUUUGGUAGAAAAAAUACCAAAAAUGUGUUGAAACAUUUAAAGAAGUUGUUUCUAAUGGUUGUAAAUUAACCCUGAAUAGUUUCUGAUGUGGGUGAAACACUGACUAUCAACAAAGUGAUGAUAAACACACAAACACAAGAUCCUGCACAGAACAACUAGUUUUGCCAGUUAUUUUUACCUAACAUCAGAUUUAUUUCAUCCCACAGUUACACUCGAAGACUUGUCUGAUGAAGACAAACCUGUUCGUUUUUUGUGUUUCCUACAAAGAUGAUGACCAAAAACGACCAAAGCCCAAUAAAAUCAGCUGGAUUUGAGUGAAUCUGUGAUAUAGUUUCCUGUUACUGUUACGCGAUGUGGAAUUAGUUUGACCCAUAUAGUAAUUUGUGCACACUGCACCUCAUCUAGACGACUGUGUUUAAUAUUCAACACACUCUUGAGCAGAAAAACAACUCUUGGGAAAUUUUCCAUCCUGUGUUUGAUGCUGUCAGUCAGCCUCUUGCUCUGUCGUAUCGCUGCGAACGGCUCUGUGAAUCUGUGUAGGUCCUGUGGUAUCAAAUAAAACAGAAAGGACAAAAGCGUUCACCAGCGUCUCAGGGAUAGUUAACCACUCCUGCAAUCACAACUGCUGGUUGACGAGCCAGUUGCACAAAAGCUGUUCCACAUUUUGCCCUUUUGUAACCUUUAAAAUUUGACCCGCAGAUGAGUGUAGAUGUGUAAACGGCGCCCACACUCCACCACACCUCCUCCAUUGUGUGCCAAUCUGGCACUUUAGGUUAUUCUAUUUUCUCCGAUGUUGCUAAGAAGCCAGCAGGUCUCCAAGGAAACCUUCAUCUUUACAGAUGGAUUACAAUCAAAAAUGAGAUUUAAGCUCAAAAGUGUAAAAUCUGGACCAGUUUCUGCAAAACACUGCUAUCUCUGUAUUGCAUUUGCUGAUUUAAAGUGGAAAAAAUGGAGAUUUUUUCACCCUUUUAGAGGUUUUUAUACAUGGGAGGAAACAUCUGACUGGUGCAAGAGCACUUUCGUGUGCACCAAGUGCACUAAGAGAUGAAAUGCACUUGAGGAAAUCCUAUUGAGUGGUUUCAUUUGUGUCUAUAUUGGGCCAGCAUGGAUCCCAGUUUAAAACAAUUACAGGCUCAAGGUGUUUAUUUAUCAGAAGGACACGAUUAACUGGGAUGAGCGUGACUAGCAAAAUGGGUCAAUGUCAGCUGCAGAAGCAAGAAUAUAUGUAUAAACUUUGAAAAACAUCAGAGCAGCUAGUUUUGCAAUGCAGGGUAUGUGAAUCUGCACCAACACAGAGCUCAAACAGGGACCUCGAGUGCACACGGUUUCCAACAUCCUCUGCACAGACGGAGAGUCUGUGUGAAAUCAGUUUCAUCUGCAGCCAAAUCAGCAGAGAAACACUUCUCUGAGUGUGCAGAGGCACGACGAAGCUGGGGAGAUGAAGACAGAGAGAGUCUCCAUCAUAUGUUAAUGUGCAGCAAAGCACAACCGGGAACUCUGAAAGAAAAUAACACAACUCAGCAAGUAAUUACUGAUGUGUUUAAAAGACCCAGCUCUGCAGCAGAACAGUACAGUUGAACUCUCAAUUGGCUGCAAGCCUUUGUUCAAAGAUUUGAGGGCUAUUCUGUAAAAAGAGGAGGUCAAGAGCGGCCCUGAAGCAGCCCCAGUCAGAAGUGACAGUUACAUUAGUCUGCAGAGUGCCCAAAAAGACCCACGAAACUCAUAAACAGCUAUUAGACUCAAAAAAACAGGCAGUCGAGUCAAAACUGUUUAAAAACAGACGAGAGAAGAGCACAAACCAAAUCCUGCAAAACAAAAAAUAAGGAAAAAUAGUUCAGAAAGACACAAAAGAACAUUGACGAGCAUCAAAUACGAAGAUGAACAAAACAACUGCAAAGAGAUGAAAAAGACCACAAAUAAGCAGCAAAUAACGACAGAAGCACAAAAUGACAAUCAGCUUCUGCAAACAACCACAAAGAGACACAAACCCAGAGACAGGCACAGAACAACCUGAAGGAGACGCAAACAGCUGCAGGGCAACACAACCACAUUCCUUCUUGUCUGUCACUGCUGCAGCUUUCCUGAACGUUUACUGGAGGAAGGAGGCCUGAUUUCGGAUCAGACUUGACUAACAACAGCGUUAUCUCACUGUCUGGAUCAGAGUUAAAUUACAGGAUCGGAUAAAAGUAAAAAAAAAAAAGAAAAGGAUUUUUGACGCUUGAAGCUGAAAAUGACCCACUCGCAUAUUGUGUCGCUCUAGUAAAUAUUAUGCGACAGCAGAAGCAGGAAGAAUGUGACUGUUUGCAACCGAGGAACUACACAAUGAUGACAAAUUUCUUAAAAGUGUGCAGCGUCGUCAUCUUCUGAGAACAAAGCUCCAGAUGAAGAUAAAAACCCAUCUGGUCCUAAUUCGCUGCUGAAACUUCUAAUUUCAGUCAAGGCAAAGAUCCAGUCUGGCACUAAAGCUCGUUUUAGAAUCACUUCAUCUUUUUAUGACUAAAUGACCCUUAAAGAUGGUUUCUAUACCUCUGACACUGCAGCUCAGACAUCUGAGCUCUCGGGAUCAAAUCAGAUAAACUGCGCCUGAUAUGGAGCACAGUGAGGGUGUGAAUCCUCCCAUUGUUUCCUCUCUGAUUGCAGCAGUUUGGAGAUUGAUCCAAAACACCCUGCGUUCAUCUGAAAGACACGUGAUUCAUUCAUUCAGCUUAGGGCUUUUUCCUGAAUGCUGCUUUAGUGAAAGAUAAAGAGGAAAGGAAGGGUUCUUAAACUUGCUGGCAAAACAUCUGUUUGAAGAGAUGAUUUAAAACAUUCAUGAAUUAAAAAAAAACAGUCAUUUAGUUUGCUAAAUAGGUCUUUCCUGGUUUUUGGGGUGUCUCUUUACCAAACCCCUGAUAGCCUCAACAGUCCUCCUGGGGGGUUUGCUUGGGCUUACAAAAUGCUGAAAACAGACUCUGAGCUCCCGUGUCUUGCGGUGACAGCCUGCUUUGUGGUGUUAUGACCUUACUGUUUUCAUCAUUCUCACUCACCUUAAAAGCGUGGCAGUAAUGACAGUAACUCUUUUGCACAAAGCCCGAGCCACCACCCAGCACCCGUCUCUUCAGUGAGGCGGGUGUUACAUGUUUAAUGAGCUGUGCUUGCUUUUUUUCCCAGACAGAGCUCUUUGAGUUGGAUUCUCGUUUCCUGAGAAACAAAAACAGCUUUGAUAAACUUUUACCUGCGUUUUUCCAGCUCCAGUCACACACU
This is a messenger RNA of Nothobranchius furzeri (turquoise killifish), 8201 nucleotides long. Its product is annotated as relaxin-3 receptor 1. Lineage: Eukaryota; Metazoa; Chordata; Actinopteri; Cyprinodontiformes; Nothobranchiidae. The record is from RefSeq and is a predicted model, not a curated record. Gene Ontology annotation, cellular component: membrane; external side of plasma membrane. Gene Ontology annotation, biological process: cell chemotaxis; calcium-mediated signaling; immune response. Gene Ontology annotation, molecular function: C-C chemokine binding; C-C chemokine receptor activity.